This is a messenger RNA of Biomphalaria glabrata, 3875 nucleotides long. RefSeq names its product MFS-type transporter SLC18B1-like. Bases 421 to 2148 code for a protein of 575 amino acids. The transcript has 14 exons. Gene Ontology annotation, biological process: transmembrane transport. The record is from RefSeq and is a predicted model, not a curated record. Lineage: Eukaryota; Metazoa; Mollusca; Gastropoda; Planorbidae. Gene Ontology annotation, molecular function: transmembrane transporter activity.
GACGCAGUGUAUGGACUGUGCCAUCACGGUACUUCAUACGAUUAGAGGUGUGUCGAUGUAAUGGUCAGGUAUACCUGUGUAUGUGUGGGAAAUGUGUUCAGUUUAACUACAAUUAUUAUAUGCACGACUCGAGUGGUUACAACUGUAAGGUAAGGUCAGUCUUUUGAGAAAUACACAAUGUGUAACUAGUCAGUUUAGUCCUCUGGUUGUAUAUUUCAUUAACAUAGAUGUAGCCAUUGUCCAAAUGAACGGAUCAAUGCUCACGAGAUAAACCAUUUAUCUAGACGCGACAUUCCAUCACGUGAUUGGAUUAUCAGAAGUAGACUUAAAGCUCUGCAACAUCAGAAAAGACAGAUACUUUUUGAGGGCAUCUAAAGCAUCUGAGUUAUAAGUUCAACUGCAAAGCCAACACUUCAGACAAUGAGUUCCAGUUCACAUCCAUAUUUAUCCUCGUCGUCGUUCAUGUUCACCAAGUCUGGUAGCUACAUAAAAGACGUGAACACAAUGGGACACAGACAAAACACAGGAAGCUUGCAUCGGCAUUCAGUAGCCGAGGUGUAUAGUGAGACCAUCGAGAGAGGUAACCUUUCUAAUUCAAGGGAAGAAAGAAGAAACAGUGCCUCCAAAUGUAUGGUGUCAGAGACUAACGGCAGUGGUAACAAAAUAAGCGUAGGAAAUGGGCACACAACUUUGCCGGAUGAAAUUAUAACAGAAAAUGCAGGAGAGGUAAUGAAAUUUUCACAAAUGCCACACAGAAGCAAGUACACACUUUUUAUGUUGGCUGUCGCUAAUUUUGGUGCAGGAUGUGCUUACUCUUUACCAGCACCUUUCUUUCCGAGAGAGGCUGCAAAGAAAGGUGUCUCCUCCACAGUGAUUGGUCUGGUGUUUAGUUGCUUCCAGUUAGUGAUUGUUGUGACAAGUCCUUUCUUUGGCAAUUUUAUAACUCACAUUGGUGCCAAAUUUACAUAUGUCAGUGGUAUAAUGACAGCAGGGGUUUGUGCUAUUCUGUUUGGAUUUUUAGAUCAAGGACCUUCUGGUACACCAUUUAUUGCCAUGUCUUUCAUAGUCAGAACAGUAGAGGCUAUUGGUGUGGCUGCUUUCUCUACAGCAAGUUUUGCUAUUGUUUCAAAUGAGUUUCCUAAUCACAUUGGCUCAGUCUUCGCAACACUUGAGACUUGUGUUGGUAUUGGGCUUAUGAUUGGUCCAACUAUUGGUGGAGCUUUAUAUGAGUUUGGUGGGUUUGGAAUGCCGUUUUGGGUGAUUGGUGUCAUCAUUUGUAGCAGUGGACUCACAAUCUUGACCUGUCUACCCCAGCCUCAAGACACUGUCAAACAAAAGAAUGGCUCAAUAUUUUCCUUACUUAGAAGUGUCAUCGUCUGGGUCUCCAGUCUGUCUAUAUUUGCAGGAGCUUGUGGAAUUUCUUACUUGGACCCUACACUCUCAGAUCACUUGGAUCAGUUUGGUCUAUCAACACUUCUAGUUGGCCUGUUUUUUAUCAUUGGUCCAGGUUUACAUGCCAUACUGGCUCCAGUGUGGGGAUACAUCAGUGACAGGAAAGACAUUCAGUCUCCCUUGUUGGUCUUGGGAAAUCUUGUCUGCACCAUAGGAUUCUUGUUUGUUGGACCUUCACCAUUACUACCUUUUUUACCUAGGGAAUUAUGGGUAGUUACUGUGGGUCUUAUAUUGUUUGGACUAACCAUUGGAUGCUCUAUAGUGCCAACUAUGAAAUGUUUAGUCAUAGGAGCCAGAGAACUUGGAUUUCCAGAUAAUUUAAGUACAUUUGGUAUGGUCUCAGGACUUUUUAAUGCUGCCUUCUGUUUUGGUGCCUUUGUUGGACCAACAAUUGGUGGAGCUCUUAUUGAAAAAAUUGGAUUUGCUUAUGGGUCAACAAUAAUUGCUUCUUUCUUUUUUGUGGUGAUGAUUGUAACUUCAGUCUACUUUAGUGUCAGAAGACUAAGACACAAGUCAGAUAUUCAGAUGACUAAAUACACUGAUCUCAGCUCCAACUCACAACAGACACUCAGGCCAAACGAAGACACAGAGAUUACUGAGAGGUCCCCACUUCUAUUGGAUAAAUCACAGAAAAAAACUCGAUUGACAUUUGAUUCAUCAUUUUCUUCUUCCCAAGGGGAUUUAACUAGAAUGUGAACACAUGUUUCAGGCCAUUAAAAUGUGUGAAUGCAGCUCAAGUUACUCUCAAUUAUUUUCACUCAUAUUUUUUUUACAUGAUUUAAAGCUCCCAUUAUAGACCUGAACAAAGCAGCAAAGUAAAGUUGUGACCAUAAGAUAUUGAGACUUUUAGAUGUGACAAGUGCAAUAACAAUUUUUUCACAAUUUAUUCCCAUCAAUUAACUCUUUCUCUACUAACUGAUGAUACCAACGUUGAUUUCACCAGAAUGUGGUAAAUAAUUACGGAGACUAAGAGUUAAUGUUCAAAUUGAAACAAUAGGAGGAGGAGGGGCAUCCAAUCCUGAAUAAAUCUUCUCUACUUCCCUUUUUUAAACUAUGGUCUAUUGUCUUGGCAGGUCAAAGGUAAUACCACUUGGACAAGUUUCAUAUUGUCUUCAAAAUAUAUUUGUUUUACUUGAGAAAGUUAGAAAUGCAUUUUUUCAAAGUUAAAGAAACAGAACAAGUUUGUCCUUAUGAAAUAUGAUGCCACAGGGCACUAAUCAAAAUUAUUUGUUUCCUAAGCUGAAACUCAUACAUAGCUGAGAGGACUUAAUUUGAUAUUCUGUUAAUCUCCAGAUAUAUGCAGUCUGACUAGAUUUCAUUGUUAGUAUAGGUUCUUGAUGAUGGACAGUGAAAAGGCAAUGACCUCAACACUAAGAAAAGCAAGCCUAACAAAAAAUGUCUGGUUCAUCUAUCACCAAAGCAAAUAUCGCCUUUACCUGCCUUGCAAGUGGAUGUGAAUAUCUCUCCUGAAUAGAGCUAUACAGUCACAUGAAAAAGUACAGCAUGAGAUGAUCCAGAAUCAUUUUAUGACUGAAGGAAGCCAAUAAAUAAGGGUUUUGUCAAACUAUUCAAUAGAACAUAGCAGUGUAUCAAGUUCAUUUUUUUUCAAAUGUAGGUAUUGUCCUUUCUUUGCCUUAAGUCACAAGAUACAUUCCACUUCAAUUGUAAUUGUGAAAAUAAAUUCUGGCUGCUCACUGCAAUUCUAGGAAUGGUAUUAGAAUUCAGUACAUUUUUUUUUACUUAAAUACUAAGAAAAUGAAGGAAAAAGCCAAUAUUAAAGUCUGUAAAGACUUUAUUUCUCAAAACAUUUGAUUUCUUGUUUGAACUUACAAAACAUAUGUCUGUUAACCAAAUGUCUAUGUACAUAUGUCUUGUUCUACUGUCAGAUAUAUACAACUGAUUAACACAUCAAGAGGUUGGAUCCUUAACAUUAAGAUACACACAAAUACAUGUAAUGCAACAGCGGAUUGGAUCUUAUAAAGGAAAACUGGAUAGGAUCCAAAACAAAAAAAGUAUUAACAAAAUUAUCCCAUAAUCACAGCAUAAACACCAAGUCAGUUCAGUUUUGAUCAUCAAAUCUUUUAUCUAUAUUCAGUUGAAGGAAACAAAAUUUAUAUGUUCAUAUAAAUAAUUAACAUAAAAACUGUAUAAACUUUUGUUCUUGUGUUUGAUUGACAGUGUAUUCUAACUUGUCAGAGAAUCAGUUUAUUUCUAGAUCUUGAAAAUAUAGUUGUUUAAAUAACUAAUUUAGCUUGCAAUAAAAAAUUUUAAUAUGACAAAGCUACUCAAAAUUGGCAACAAAAACUUUCUACUUGCAGGCAAAUUUUAGAACCUUAUUUCUAGUUAGAAGAGAUGUUCUAUUCCCAAUAAAUUCUAUCAAUGAUUUACAAUUCUGUGAUUCUAAGGGAGAGAUGAAGCUUAAA